This is a messenger RNA of Stomoxys calcitrans (stable fly), 599 nucleotides long. RefSeq names its product ATP synthase subunit g, mitochondrial (gene ATPsynG). Lineage: Eukaryota; Metazoa; Arthropoda; Insecta; Diptera; Muscidae. The coding region runs from base 129 to 428 and encodes 99 amino acids. The record is from RefSeq and is a predicted model, not a curated record. The transcript is spliced from 3 exons. Gene Ontology annotation, biological process: proton motive force-driven ATP synthesis. Gene Ontology annotation, molecular function: proton transmembrane transporter activity.
GAUAACGGCAUUUGUAUCCCCUUAUACUACGCUUUUUUCAACCUUGCUUUGUUAUUGUGAUUGAUUCGCACGUUUGCAACUGUGUAUUUCAUUGACGAUUUCUUGUCCACGAAUAAACAAUAGAAAACAUGGCCGGUGCUGCAACUAAAGGUUCAUCACUAGUGAACAGAUUACUCGUCCAGGCUCGUCCUCAAUUGGACACCUUUUUGAGAUACGCCAAAGUUGAGUUGACUCCCCCAACACCUGGAGACAUUCCCGCUAUCCGCCAAGGCUUAGGCCGCUUAAUUACUGGUGCCCGCACUGGCGCCUACAAGAAUUUAACUGUUCGCGAGGCUUGGCUCAACACCUUGGUCACCAUGGAGGUAUGCUUCUGGUUCUACAUUGGUGAAUGUAUUGGCAAACGUCACAUUGUUGGUUAUGAUGUUUAAGAAGCAAACGUCGGAAUAUUCUCGUUUUCUAUGUUUAGAUUACUAAAAAAAUAUACUUCUUGCGGUCUAUGCGAUGGUCCUGAACAGAGUUUGGCGCAUUUUGUGUGAAAUUUCAUUUUCGAGCAGUGAUUAAACAUAAUUCCAUAAUAAAAAAUGAAAUUCAACCAAUAA